CUUCAGGUUAGAGGACUGAAGACAAAUCCUCCUGUGCAGGCAACAGUGUCACGUGAUCUCCUUACUAUAAGGCGUGUCCAUGAAUGAGCUUUGAUUCAUAGUUUAGUAUGUAGCUGCCAAGUCAGGGAGAGGAAGUCUUUCUGGGAUAUAAUCUUUCUUUUCUGUCAGAACAAUGUGGUGUUGGUAUUACCUGGCAGACUGUGGAAACUGGCACCAGUUUGAGGAUGACUUCGAUCUCCCCGUUAACAGCAAGGAUGUGGAAAGAUUAUACCUCCAAAACCCCAAGGGUGUUUUAAAUGCCAUUUUUUCCAGUUACAGGAGCAGGAUUGAUUUCUCUGCAAUGUCAGAGACAGACCUGACCACUGGGAGGCAAAGAAGAAUCCACCGGAGCAGCAAAAUUGAAAAAAGCUGUUCCUGUUUCAGCACUGCCCCUGUUUUUUGGGAACAGUUUGAUCCUGCAUGUCCAUAUCAGUGGAUCCCUCUGAGUGAACCCAGCCCUGAAUAUCAGACGGUGGCAAAUUAUGUGAAGACUGAUGGACUGUUGGACAGAUCCAUUGUGUCAAUCAACAGGAUACAGAAUUUGGAUCUCUGGGAACUAUAUUGUAGGAAAAAGAAACAUUUAAUGAGGAUUCAAGGCAUCAAAGAAAUCCAAGAGAGAAGACUCUUUCAUGGGACUAAAAUCAAAAAUGUUCGUUCCAUUUGCAAGUAUAACUUUGAUGUACGGUUAGCUGGACAAAAUGGCCACUCAUUUGGCAAAGGAAUUUAUUUUGCCAAACAUGCAACAUAUGCAGACAAAUACAGUGACAGCAGCACAGAUCUGCUAGGGAUGCAUGGCGGGACAACACAGCACUCUGGACAAACGAAAAUUAUAAUUUUGGCUCGUGUGAUGGUCGGAAAAUCAAUCCUUGGACAAUCUCUUUUCCUAAAGCCCGAUCAUGGGAGGCUUGAAAACGUGCACGACAGCUGUGUUGACGAUAUCUCUCAUCCUAAUAUUUUUGUCAUUUUUGAUCCCAAUCAAAUCUACCCAGAGUAUUUGAUUGAGUACAGAUAAGCUUAGCAUGUGCAAUAUCAACACGACUACCUCAAACAAUGUGUCUCACUGCAUUUCCGAGGUAACUCUCAAAGGCUUCCAAGAUGUUUUUUCCAGCAUUUUGACUACAUUUUUAAACUUUUCAAAAAUAAAUGUGCAUUUCACUUUAAAUGGAGAAAAUUACAUUGUUUUUAUAUCAGAAGCAAAAACUCAGAAUAUCUUUUUUUGUGUGGACAACAAGAAAGUUGUGUUUAGAUUUAGUUAUUUUUGGACGUUAUAGAUAAAGAAGAGUUUACUUACCAGGUGAUACUGGUUUGCACUAGUUAUUUAAAGAUAAUAUUACAAUAAGAGAGUAUUUGGAGAUAAUAUUUAUUAUCAUAUA
Molecule: messenger RNA, 1412 nt
Organism: Archocentrus centrarchus (flier cichlid)
Lineage: Eukaryota; Metazoa; Chordata; Actinopteri; Cichliformes; Cichlidae
Product: protein mono-ADP-ribosyltransferase PARP11-like
Exons: 7
Coding region: 173-1051 (292 amino acids)
Cellular component (GO): nucleus
Molecular function (GO): NAD+ poly-ADP-ribosyltransferase activity
Source: RefSeq, a predicted model, not a curated record